AUGGCAGCCUGUUGUGGCAAACUUGCAAUGUUUAUCAAGAUCCAUGACAUCCUCUCGUCAGCCUUGGAUUCUGAUUUGAGUCCCCUUGCAGGACUUGACUGUGCACUAAAUACAGGUCAUUUGGAUAUAGUCAACUACAUCAUGGACUACUCUAAAGACAGACCAAUCACAAAUACACUUGAGAUCAAUCGUGUACGUGAUACGAUAUUGAACAUGGAGUUGUUGGAGAGAUUGAUGGCACACCCAAACAUCAAGUGCACCUUUAAAGAUGUACUCAGCGAUGCUAUAAACGCAAGAAACAUAGAGGUCAUAGACAUGAUUCUUUUCAACUCUAGGUUCAAUAUCGAUUGCCAAGGUGCACUUGAUACUGCUCUGUUCUUAUCCGACUUUGACACGGCCAGGAAGAUAAUUGGCAAGUUCAAUCCGACCUGGAUGGAAGACUUGUUCAGCACGAACGGACUAUGUGGACUCAUCACCAAAUUUUGCGAGCCCGGUGGCACCAUCAAAUCGAUUACAAACAAAUAA
Molecule: messenger RNA, 525 nt
Organism: Acytostelium subglobosum LB1
Lineage: Eukaryota; Evosea; Eumycetozoa; Acytosteliales; Acytosteliaceae
Exons: 2
Coding region: 1-525 (174 amino acids)
Source: RefSeq, a predicted model, not a curated record